Messenger RNA from Leptinotarsa decemlineata (Colorado potato beetle), 3547 nucleotides. It is a transcript of the gene mus301, whose product is annotated as mutagen-sensitive 301. NCBI's taxonomy places the organism in Eukaryota, Metazoa, Arthropoda, Insecta, Coleoptera, Chrysomelidae. Gene Ontology annotation, molecular function: ATP binding; nucleic acid binding. The record is from RefSeq and is a predicted model, not a curated record.
UUAGAGAGAGAGAGAGAGAGAUAGAGAAAUCACAACGCUGGUGAUGAUUUGAAUUUAUGUUUCGCUCGGCUAUUAUAUGGUUUUAAUAAGUAAAUAAUGUUCGAAUUUUACACAGUGUAACACAAUAAGAGACUAGUAUCACUGAAUAUGGACUCUCUUGAUCUGGACAAUACAGUUUUGAACUCCAUAGCAUUUGAAGAUUAUGAUGUAAAAACGGAUAAUACUUUUGACAAACCUACAAAUAACUACUUCAAGCAUAUAGGUAAAUCUAGUGGCAUCGAUUCUCUAUCUUCGUUCGAAACUGUUGAUACCACUGGUUUGUCACCAAACCAUGAUUUAUUAUCAAAAAAUAAACGACACAUUGAAUCCACUCCUGUAUCUCAGGAAAAACGUUUGAAAACGGAUGAUGCAUCCUUCGCCCAAAACAAACAACACAAUGGAAUUUUACAAAAUACCCUAGAUUGUGUGAACGUGUCAAAAACGGUAUGUAGAAAUAAUAAUGCAGAUAUACCUGAGUUUGAUGCUUUUGCAAAUUAUUUACAUAACUCUUUCUCACCAAAAAGUGGAAUCUGUAUGCAACUGUUGCAGAAAGAAAAAUGCUGUGCAUUUCAAGAAAAUGAAGAAAAUAAUUUAAUGGAUUCUACACAGUUCAUAAGCACUCAAGCUAUUGAUGAAAUUGAAAGCACAAUCGAGUCAAAAACCACCAAUUGUAAUUCAGUAACGUCUGAUGAAACCUCAAAAUUACCAUUGCUACUAUCUUUCAGAGAGAGGCUAAAAUUCAAAGAGUGUGUUAAAGAAACCAGCAUUGAUAAAGAAAUCGGUGAGAGAUCUGUUCUAUUUGAAAAUGAAGAAAUAACAACACAGUAUAGACAAGAAGUUGAUAAUCUUUUUGAACAAAUAGAACAUUCCAUUUAUGCAAUGGGCAUUGAAAAUGCUGAGCAGAGUGUUUCUGACAAAAUCUUAGAUAUUAUCUUCAGCGAUGACUUGAAAGAGCAUCAAGACAGUAAUCAUGAAAAUACUGAAACAGCUAUGCAGUGGCCUGAAGAAUCUGGUUUAACUGGGAGUAACUUCAAUUUGAGCUUUAGUAGUGUCAUCAGAAAAGCUUUGAUCAAUAAUGCUUCUAAAACACACCCUAGGAAAGCCUUUGAUUCCACUUUGAAUUUGACAUUUUCUGAAAAAGUAGAAUUUCAUAAUUUAGGACCAUUUUAUGGUAUGCCUGCUAAAGUCAAAGAUCUGAUCAAGCAAUACAAAGGAAUAGAUAAUUUGUAUGAUUGGCAAGAAGAAUGUUUAAAAUUACCUGCCAUAGAAAAUAAAAAGAAUUUGAUAUAUGCUCUUCCUACUAGUGGCGGCAAAACACUGGUGGCAGAAAUACUUAUGUUUCGUGAAGUAAUGUGUUACAAACGUAAUGCUUUAUUGAUUUUACCAUAUGUGUCAAUCGUGCAAGAAAAGGUGUGGGCUUUAUCUCCCUUUGGAGUAGCUUUGGAUUUUCUUGUAGAGGAAUAUGCAUCAAGUAAAGGUAUAUAUCCACCAAGGAAAAGAAGAAGAAAAAAUUGUGUUUAUGUUGCCACAAUAGAAAAAGCAUUAGGUAUUGUAAAUAGUCUCAUUGAAACAGGCCGAAUGAGUGAAAUAGGACUUAUAGUUGUUGAUGAACUUCAUCUUAUUGGAGAAGAAGGAAGAGGUGCUACAUUGGAGGCUACUCUAACCAAAAUCAUUUAUAUAAAAGCAAAUACUCAGAUAAUAGGAAUGAGUGCUACAAUAGGUAACCUACCAGACAUCUGCAAAUUCCUAGAUGCUGAUGUUUAUACCAAAAAUUUUAGACCAGUUGAAUUGACAGAAUAUGUUAAAGUUGACAAUGAAAUAGCAAAAAUAAAUUGGAAUUACUCCAAAGAGGAAGAAUUGCUGAUUGACAACAAAAAAAUAAAUUACAAGUAUUCUAAGUCGAUAUUAAAAAUGGACCCUGACAUGAUAGGAGGUCUUGUUACAGAUGUGAUCCCCAACAGUUCCUGUUUGGUAUUUUGUGCCACUAAAAAAAAUUGUGAAAAUGUUGCGAGUUUAUUGUGUAAACUUUGUAAGCCUUCAUUAAAAAACUAUAAAAAAUCUGAAAAGGAACAAUUGCUUCAUGCACUUAAAGAUGAAUGUGGUGAAUUGUGUAAUAUUUUGGAACUCUCUGUGCAAUAUGGAAUUGCUUAUCAUCAUUCAGGUCUGACUAAUGAUGAAAGAAGAAUUAUUGAAGAAGGAUUUCGAGCAGGCAUAAUUUAUGUGAUAUGUUGCACCUCAACUUUAGCAGCUGGUGUGAAUUUACCUGCUAGAAGAGUUAUCUUACGAUCUCCAUACAUUGGAAGAGAAUUUAUCAAUCUGUCACGUUACAAGCAGAUGGUCGGUAGAGCUGGAAGAGCUGGCUUAGAUGAAGCAGGGGAUAGCAUACUUAUCGUCCAACCUCAAGAUUUACCAAAAGUAAAGGAGUUUCUAAUGUCACCUAUGAAUAGAGCCCAUUCAAACAUGCAUCUUUUCGAUGGCAAAGGAUUGAGGCAUUUAUUAUUGAGUUGUAUAAGUUUGGGUAUUGCAAAUACAAGAAUACAGUUACAAAAAGUGACACAACACACAUUAUUAGCUGUUCAGUCAAACAAGUUAGAAGUGAACAUUAAAAUAUUGACUGAUAAAGUCAUUAAAAAUUUAUUUAAGCUGGGUGCUUUAAAGGAAUCAUGUGGAAUUCAAAAAACAGAGUCUUCUAACACCAUUUGUGAUAUAUCUGUAAAAAUGGAUACUUCCGUUGUGGACACGACUGUUGGGGAAGUUGUCACAAGAACUCCUACAAAACAAAAAAAAACUGUAGUACUCACAAAUGAUACCAAACUAAUUGUUAGUGAGUUGGGUUGUGCAGCAAUUAAAGGUGGUUUAGAACUUUCCAGGGCUCAUCUACUUUAUGAAGAUCUCCAUCAAGCUCAGUCUUGUCUAGUUUUACAAGGUCAUUUGCAUUUACUUUAUUUGGUUACUCCCUAUGAAACUGCAGAACAGAUCAGACCCAAUAUGCAAGUAUAUUAUGAAAUGUUCACACAUCUGAAACCCAAUGAAUUGAAAGUAGCUAAAACUCUUGGACUAACCGAAUCAGUGGCUGUCAAAAUGUUAUCAAACAAUCCAAUAAAGAAUGUACCGGAAAGGGUUAUUAACAGAUUUUAUGUUACCUUAAUGAUCUAUGAUUUGUGGAACGAAAUGCCUGUGUUCAAAGUUUCUGAAAAAUAUCAGGUUAGUUUUAACUUUUUCGUCGAAGUGCAGUCCUCUAUUUCAAACGAACUGAUGGAGAGUAUUGAGUUUAUGUCAAGACGAACUGCUAAUCAAAUAGUUGCUGCUUCAAAGAUGCUGUUGCUUGAAAGAGUGGAGAACUUGCGAGAAGAAGCUGAAGACGUUUUAGAUGGAGUUGAAAACCCUAACCAAUUUUUCAAUCAAACAGUCAUGAGAUAAUUAGUAUGUAAUCAAGUGAAAUUUACUUUGUAAAAAUGUUUAAUUACCGUUUUUUGUAUAAACAAGGAAGUAAACUUAAAGUAGGUAA